CCGACCGGUAACGGCUACGGAGAAGGGAGAAGAUCCGGUGAUCCCAGCCCUGUCGCCUCCUCUUCACCCUUCCGAACCGCAGGUCUGUGUGCUGUGUGUGCAUCAUGACUCGUCUGCUCGUCGUGUUCGCUGCCCUGGCAGCAGCAAUGCCAGCAUCAGCGAAGAUGUGGAUGGCCUGCAAUCCAAUGAAUCAAAUUGAUGAACCGCUCCUGAGGGACUCUACGCCGACGGUAAGGGUCAGGCAGGCGGCCAAACAACCAAUACGCCCAACCAACCCAGGACGUGGUUUGCGGUGUCUUGUUCAGGAAAUGUUGCUUCACGCGGUAGCUGGGAUGCGGAUGGCCAUUUGGACCACGUGUCUGUCUGAUUUGUGUCUGUGUAUCUUUCCCUUGCAGUGUGACCUUAGUGGUACGGGAAGAGGCGAACCUGAACCAGUGUUGGUGGCUGCAAAUGAGGACACCGGAGAGGUUGAGAAUGGAUCCGGUAGGUCUCUGCACGCCGUAGUGGAUACAGGCGGAUAUGAGCUGACACCACGAGCUCUAAUGUCUUUUUGUCUGGCUGUCUUCUGUGUCUGUGUGUCGGUGCAGGGGCGAUGGGCUGCGGACAGAAUAACAUGCUGGCCAGCGUCGCGGCCGAGGAGAUCCUCGACGGGACCGGCAGGGUCACCCGCAGCAGUCUGGCCCAAGUGGACAUUAUGCCCGAGCAGGAGCUGAGCAACACCUAUGAGCGCUUCAGGUUCAUCAAGAUGCACACAUACAAGGUAGGGAGGUACCGACGGCAUGCAUAGCGAGCAGGCCAAGGCAGCGAUGGAGGGGGUGGGUGGGAUGGAAUGAUCUCCCUCGGUGUGUGCUGUCACACUGACAGCGUAAGGUGGCCGGACGUGGGCUUCAAGGGGGGGCGGAGACCCCAAUCACGGGCGUCAUUGGCGAGGAGCUUAAGGUGGGUGCGAUGGAGCAGCCCGAGACCACCGUUCCUCUUCACUCGGCUCUGUCCGUUGAUGUGUCUGAUGUGUCUGUCUUUUGGGCGUCCCAUCCACACAGGCGAUCUUCCCUGACACGGUGAUAACUAAUCGAGCACACCUCGUGGGCACCCCAGAGCCCGAGGAGAGCAUCCAUGUGAACCAAUACGCUCUCCUCUACAAGGUGGAUAGCACACACGCGUCAAUCAAGGCUUCACAUGUAAUGUGUGUAUCCGCGUCCCUCCUUUGCUGUGUGUUGUGUGUUCGCUUGUGUGUACGUGGCAGACAAUGAUAGUCGCCCAGCAGCUGCAGACGCGCAGCGACAACCAGGCCAAGGCCAUCGAAGCGCUGGAAGCCGAGAUCGCGGCCCUCAAGGCUCAGCGCGCCCUUCGCUAAGUAGUCGGUAGAUCCAUCCAUCCAUCCAUGGUGUGUGAUGGGUGGGGUGUAUGUGGUCCAUCAAUGUGUGCAUGCGGGAUGCGAUGGUUGUGUGAUUUUUGCAAUCAUCUCGACUGGCAAGCACUGAGUCUGCCCCAUACAUGGGGUCGAUAUGGGCGGGCAAGUCGUGUGGGCGUACUGUGGCUUACUUGCGCUACGUGUGCUGCCUUGGUUGUCUGUGCAUUGUGUCACUUUACUGUGGCUGACUCAUCCACUUUAUUUGUGCAACUGUGAUUUUUGGCUGGACAGAUGGCCGUCCACACCGUUGGGUGCCGUGUGUGUGUGUGUGUGUUGACUGGCUGGUCAGUCAGCGGUCCUCCGAAACAGGGAGGUGCUGAGGUACCUGCGCAGAUCGGCAGACACACACAGUGCCACGUGCCUGAUGCAUUGGAUGGAUGGAUGAUGUGUGUGAGGGAGAUGCGACGUGUGACACAGUGGGCCAUUGCAUUGCCGGGGCGGGACGCACAGACACAUGGGGAUGAGAGCACUGAAACCAUCAGAAGGAAGCAACAAUGUCCUCCCCUCCGAUGAACAAUCCAUCACACACUGAAUGUUG
Messenger RNA from Vitrella brassicaformis, 1949 nucleotides. The record is from the annotation of a GenBank genome assembly. NCBI's taxonomy places the organism in Eukaryota, Vitrellaceae.